GGAUUUAUGAAAAGAAGUAUCACUAGGUCUCAGAAUGAAGAAUGGAAGAGAAUUCGAACAUUGUUGUCUCCAACCUUCUCCAGUGGAAAACUGAAGGAGAUGUUCCCCAUCAUCCAACAUUAUGGAGAUUCACUGGUGAAACACAUUGGUCAGAAGGCAGAGGAAGGCAAGUCUAUUAACAUGAAAGAGAUCUUUGGAGCCUAUAGCAUGGAUGUGAUUAUUAGUACCUCAUUUGGAGUUGUAGCGGAUUCCCUCAACAAUCCCCAGGAUCCCUUUGUGAGAAACAUCAAAAAGCUUUUAACAUUUGACAUUUUCAUUCCAUUGCUUUUCUCUACAGCACUCUUUCCAUUCCUUAAAGGACUAUAUGAAAAACUGAAUAUCUGCAUUCUUCCAAGUGAUGCUACAAGUUUUUUACAAAAUUUUGUGAAUAAAGCAAAAAAAAAGAUUGAUUGGCAGCACCGAGUGGAUUUUUUUCAGCUGAUGAUGAACUCCCAGAAUUUGAAAAACGUGGAGAACCACAAAGCUCUUUCUGAUGUGGAGAUCAUGGCCCAAUCAAUCAUAUUUAUUUUUGCCGGCUAUGAGACUACAAGCACUACUCUUUCCUUUAUUAUGUAUUUGCUGGCAACUUAUCCUGAUGUCCAAAAGAAACUCCAGCAUGAGAUUGAUUUAGCCCUACCCAAGAAGGUAACAUCUGCCACUUAUGAAACCCUACUAGAUAUGGAAUAUCUUGACAUGGUAGUGAGUGAAGCUAUGAGAUUAUAUCCAGUUGCUUACAGGGUUAGCAGAAUCAUUAAGAAAGAUGCUGAAAUCAAUGGUAUACUCAUUCCUAAAUAGACUGUGGUGAUUAUACCUGUCUUUGCUCUACACCGAGAUCCAAAAUAUUGGUCAGAGCCUGAGGAGUUCCGUCCUGAAAGGUUCAGGAAGGAAAAUAAAGUUAGAAUUAAUCCUUACACAUACCUGCCUUUUGGAUAUGAACGUAGAAACUGCAUUGGCAUGAGGUUUGCUCUCAUUAACAUGAAACUUGCUAUUGUCAAAAUCCUGCAGAACAUUUCCCUGCUGCCUUGUGAAGAAACAGAGGUUCCCUUGAAAUUAGGAAAGACAUUGCUUCUUACUCCAGAAAAACCUAUUGUCCUGAGGAUUAUAUCAAGAAAUGGAAACAUAAAUGAAGAUACACACUUGGUCUUUCUACUGGCAGUAUCAACUGCUCCACCUCCUUUCCUAGAACAUAAAUACUGUGGCUUAGCUUCACAGUUUCACCCCUGGUCUCAGAAGGAGAACUAAAGUCCUCACCUACAAGGAAAAGUCAGAGAGCA
Molecule: messenger RNA, 1313 nt
Organism: Myodes glareolus (Bank vole)
Lineage: Eukaryota; Metazoa; Chordata; Mammalia; Rodentia; Cricetidae
Source: RefSeq, a predicted model, not a curated record